CUCCUUUCCAUCCCUCCUCAGGCUUCUCCGAUCUCUCUCCCUCUCUCUCUCUCCUCCCACAUCUCCAGUUCUCCCUCUCUUCUCGGCCCGACGGCGUUCCACCUCCAACCCUCCUCUUUUCCCGCCCGCGCCGUCCCUUCCUCCGCGGUAGCCACCGCAAGCCCCGCGCGACGCACACGGCGGUGGUCCACGUCGACCAAAUCGUCCACCGCAUCACGUUCUCCUCCCCGGCGAGGGUCUGUAGGCGAGGUCGCCGGCGAGGAGGUCGACGCCCAGAUCCGCCAAAGACACCCUCCAGCUCGUCACAGUAGCAGCCAGUGGGGUUUCAGCCAGACAACAACCAUGAGUCUUGCUUGUCUUGUAUGCCAUGGCAUGAGCAGCCCCUCGAACUCUCUUAGAAGCUACUCAGUGUCAAGUUCAGAGGAGGAAAGCCGAUGUGGAGCUGCUGUUGCUUGCUUAGCUCGAAGAGUAACACCAGCUGGAACUUCUAGUGUCGGGACAUCAAAAGUGACCCCUUUUCCUCCCAUGGUGAGUGGUCAAGUUGGCACAGAGGGCACUCCUCGACUUCAACGCAGCCGUGCUGUGUCCAGGGACCUUGUUAGAGAUUGGAACUUCGAUGAAGUAAUUGUUGCAAAUUAGAGUAGCCUUCAACAGUUGUCAGCUGGACUUGUGCUCUACUUAUCAGGGAGGAGAUUCCUUCAUUUGAUGUAAAUUUUUUCAUAGUAGGCGCCUGAAAGUCCAUGUUACUAUAUAUCAGUACUUAAUGACUUGAUGAGAAAACCCUCGAGAGGGAUGGUACCUUUCAGGAGCAAUACUUCUAUUGUUGCCGUUCUAUAUGAUCGUGUACCUCUGUAGUUAGGAUAAAUGUUUUCAGUGUCUCUUCCUAUUUUCAAACAUGUAUAAGUUGUCAUGUACCUUUAUGUAUAUUAUGAAUGAAUCCAAUUUCUAAUCUCGAUCUAGUUCUGAAA
Molecule: messenger RNA, 968 nt
Organism: Sorghum bicolor (sorghum)
Lineage: Eukaryota; Viridiplantae; Streptophyta; Magnoliopsida; Poales; Poaceae
Exons: 2
Coding region: 343-639 (98 amino acids)
Source: RefSeq, a predicted model, not a curated record